Molecule: messenger RNA, 417 nt
Organism: Nilaparvata lugens (brown planthopper)
Lineage: Eukaryota; Metazoa; Arthropoda; Insecta; Hemiptera; Delphacidae
Exons: 5
Coding region: 1-417 (138 amino acids)
Molecular function (GO): calcium ion binding; calcium-dependent phospholipid binding
Source: RefSeq, a predicted model, not a curated record
AUGACGAUAUAUCACCCCGCUAGUAGCAGAGGUGGAGCACACCAGAGAACGCAGGGAAUGCGCGGUGGUGUUUCGUUUAUUAGCAAGCGUUAUUGCAAAGCCAAUAACAAACACAUCCCUGACACAUACGACUCCACAAAACCAAAAACAGCGAACUGUGAUAAUGUGCAAUUAGAGGAUUUCCUGACAACUGCCAGCUUUGAACAGAUCAAAUUGGUUGUGGAGAAAUAUAACGGGCAUUCUGAUUCAAGUGGUAAACAUCUCGCAGAAAAAAUUAACAAUUUUUGUCCGAUUGGUCUCAUGCAAGAGGUUUAUAAGCGUAUAGUGAGAUAUGCUGCCAAACCUUAUGAGUAUUUGGCUAAGGCGUUCAAUUUGGGAAUAAAGGAGAAUUCUUUCAAUACCAACGCCCAUAGAUAG